This is a messenger RNA of Entrophospora candida, 181 nucleotides long. NCBI's taxonomy places the organism in Eukaryota, Fungi, Glomeromycota, Glomeromycetes, Entrophosporales, Entrophosporaceae. The record is from the annotation of a GenBank genome assembly.
UUGUUUGGAUGCAUAUUUAGAUGAAAAAACCAAUAUUUCUGAGGGUGAUGACAUUUAUUUAAAAAUCUAUGGAACUGGCACAUUAUCAAAUGGUGAAAUUGUGUAUGCUACUAGUAGAUUUCAUGGUAAGGCAAGGUUUAGUGAUGUUGCAAUUUCAAUAGACAAUAUAAAUGUUAGCUGA